UACAAAUGGCGGACGGAGUAGAAAAUAAUUGAACUGAAUCGAAAACAAACGGAAAUAUAUCCCAGUUUUUGUUUAUUUAAUUGAGUUAAUCUCGGCAAUUGUUCAAAAUGGCGGUCAGCCUUGAAGAAUACUUCAGAACAACCUUUGAGGAUAAACUCCUCGUUAAAAUGCCAGAAAGGGAGGAUGACCACCUCACCCCUGCAACUCGACUCCUGGAAAAAAGGAGAGAAAUGGCAGAGGUUGAACAGGCGCUUGCAGCACAGAAAGAGGAAUUUCAAAUGAAAAUGGAGAGUUUACAACAAAGAAGAGAAGAACUUGAGAGGAAAGAAUACCAACUGAAAAAGUCAUUGCUUCAAUUUGACAAAUUUUUGAAGGACAAUGAUUCUAAAAAAGCGAGAGCAGUUAAAAAAGCAAAUGAUGAAAGAGAAAUGAAAAGACAAAAAGAGAAAGAAAUAGAAAAAUUGAAAGUGGAAACAGAUGAUUUCAACAAGAACAAAGAAAAACUUAAGCGUAAGCUUGAGAACUACUCAGUAUUUCACAAGUACAUGGAGAAAGCGUUAGAGAGAGGUGAAGAGUUUCAUGAGAUGAGAGACGUUAUUGCGAGAUACGACACACUUACUGCCACACAUGAAGACCUAUUGAAAAGUGAUCAGAAAAACCAAGAUGUGAUAGAACGACACCGACAAAACCUGAUGAAAUACGUAGAGGAGAAGGAUAAUGAGAUCUUAGGCUUCAACAAUCAGCUGUCCAGCCUUCAGACACGACUUGAUGAUGCACAGAGUGAUGCUGUUAAGUGGGAAUCACAGUGGACCCACAUCAAAAACACUGCCGCCAAGAAAACACUGGAGCUCGGAAGAAUUAAAAUGGCGACCCACAACUUGUACCAGUUGGUGAAGAGACAUCAGAAGCAGGCUGCCGGUGCUGAGGAAACACCAGAUCAGUUGAACCAGAUUCAGAUGUUCUUGGAAGAUUUAACAGACAUUGUGCACGACCUGAAACGCCAGGAUACAUUGACCACCUCAGUUGGCCCCUCCUCCAGCUAGCCACACCUACUUUUAACAGCUCUGCUCCGCCCACUUCUAAUAUUUCACCAGUUCUCCCAUAUCUCACAAACGCAGUUAUACACAUGAUACAUGGACAUCCUUUGUAUUCUUUUAUUGGCAUUAAAAUAUAAUGCUGAGUAUUUUAAAUUUACGUGAAAAUGCAAAACAACAAGGAAAGAAGUUGACAUUUUUAGGGGACAUACCGUUCAGGAAAAUAUGAAAAAAAAUGAGUAUGCUAGAUGUUAUCUUUAUUGACAAAAGCAUAGUUGUACUGUCUUGAAAACAAAUUACAAGUAGAAUUAUUUUUUAUAUGCUUUCUAGUGGUUUAUAGAAAAUUAUCAGUGAAAUAAAAAUGAUAUUUCACAGUUCAAACAGUGAAAUAACAAUUUGAUAUUUUUAACUGUUUUGAAAUUUUUACCUGCUCUCACUUUCAAAUAAAAUUCAUAGCGCACAGGGCUAAGACACAAUUUCAAUGACAUUUUCGAAAUAAUGUUGCAUUGGCAUACAAUUUGGCACGCUUUUCUGACAAAGCUUCUAUAAAAAGCUUUCUUUAAAACCUUUUUAGGCAUAUAAUAUAACUAAGAAAUAUGCAUGUAUACUUAGAAAAAGCUCAUAAACAAUGGUUUAGACAAUCACAGGGCCAGUAUUCAAUAUUGAACUUAUCCUUAUCCUUAGACAUGCCUCAGUGAUUCCAUUCAGCCUAUUGGUCAGCUAAAUAUACAGGCCAAUCAAAACACUUAGUUUCUAAUCUUAAAUUUAAGUUCGAUCUAAGUUGCUUAUUGAAUACGGCCCCCAGGUACACAUAUCAUACCGGUAUGUGUCUAUGCAACAGAAAACAUUUCGUAUAUUUUGAACCACUAAAACCGAUGCUAGCUAUGCAGAUGAUGAGUACAAAAUGCUUGUGACAAUAAAGUGACUCACAAACUACAUUACAGUUAAUGUCCAAUAAUAAAUAACAAACUACCCUUGUGCUAUUUGCAGAUUCAGAUGUUUAUUCAGGAUUUGACUCUGAUCACCAAUGAAAUCAAACGCAUGGAGCUCGCCGGCACGUCAAUUAUUCCCCCAUCUUCGAGCUAAAUUGUGAUGCCUGGUCUUAUUCAUGCUGUAAAUUGUCUUAAUUUCACGAAGUCAAUUUUUUUGGCGAUUUCUUUGAUUUGGCCAAUUUUGCACGGCUUACAAUUUGCAACGCCAUUGUUUAAUUACUGGCAGAUAACACAAACCUAAUUUUGCUAAAUUUCCCGUUUGCAUCUGUGUCAAUUUGUGAUUUUUAAAAUCGCAAAUAUAAAGCCCUCACAAAUUUUACCAAUCUACAGUAAUAAUUGUUGUGCAUUUACAGGUAAUCAAUGCCUAGUAAAAUUAAACAACAUGGAAUUUAAGUACCUGCAAGUACCUAAUAAGUAAAGAUGACAAAAUAAUCACAGUAGCUGCUGUAUGUACACUGUUCAAUUUGGUCAGUUGAUGCUUUUAUUUUUAUAUUCAAAUGAAUGCUCGAAAUUCUUCAUAAUUUUAGUGCACUUUUACAAGAAAUGUGAAAGCAUAUCAAUAUAAUUGAUAUGUUAAAAGUAACUGGUGUUUUAUAUACACAAUUUUGUUUAACCUUUUUUUCUCCUCUUAGUCAGAUAUUAACAAAAAAAACGAAUAUAUGCAUUUUUUAAUCCAAUAAGUUGUAAAGCUCUUGAUAAAAAAAAAUAUUGUGAUGGGGUUCAAUAUAAUUCUUGAUUGGAUCUCAGAAUGAUGUAGCUAAUCGGAUUGUAUGAAAUAACCUCAAAUUUGAUUUUAGAUGCAUAUUGAAUACCGACCCAGCGUUCAUCUUUUGACCUAAGAACUGGGUCAAUAUGGACAAUGUUUUUGAUAGCUUGCUACACUGAAUUACUUUGUUAUGAAAUGGUUAAUUAAACUGCUUUUCAUGAUUAUAUUACAUAUUGCUAAUAUGAAAUGAAUAAUUGAUAUUGUUUUGUUUUUAAAUAUGUCACUUUGUCAAUAAAAUAUGAAUAUUUA
Molecule: messenger RNA, 3041 nt
Organism: Mya arenaria
Lineage: Eukaryota; Metazoa; Mollusca; Bivalvia; Myida; Myidae
Product: coiled-coil domain-containing protein 42 homolog
Exons: 9
Coding region: 108-1043 (311 amino acids)
Source: RefSeq, a predicted model, not a curated record